GUCAGGACUAGCGAGGCGGACGUGCUGAGGGGGUAGCUAAGCCGGAGGAGGGGCGACAUUGUCACAGGUCCACGGCAAUUAACAGAAAUCAAAGUGAAAAUGGAAAGAAUAGAGAAACAGGUGGUCACCAUGGAGAAAACUCUGGACUCCGCCAGAAGGUGGCGCUCGUUUUCCGUAUGUUUGUUGAUUGUGAUUAUAUUCCUGAUGGCGGCCAUUGCUACCGCUAUAGUGUAUUACGAACUGAUUAUGCGGCCCAAGAAGCUUGCCCACGAGGUUAUUAUUCAGGAAACAGUUGAUAUCGAGGAGGAGCCAACGGAACCGUCGAUGUUUCGUGAUUUAACAAAACUUGAAAUGAAAAGAUUGAAGAAGUACUUGUAUACACAUCGUGUGUUCAACCUUAAAUACACUGAACCCGUUGUUAUAAGCUCCAGCUUCAUGUUUCUCGCUGAACUUCAUCUUCCUAACAAAUCCCAGGCAUUGGACACGUUUAAUUCACUUCAUAAAGCACCACCUAGAGAGGCAAAAGUUGUGCUAUUCAGGGGAGAUAAGAAGAUUCCUGUUAUCGAAGAAUAUGUUGUUGGACCGCUUGCAAACAUAACGUACCAUCGUUUACUUGUGUCGAAACAUUACCAAAGACCGGCACCAUAUCUCUUCAGACCGAAUAGCCAAGCGGAAUACGCGGAGGUGAAGAAACUGUUGGUUGAAGUUGACAACAUCAUUAAAUACGUUUUACUGGAGAGUUAUGAUGCGAGCUUUUUCAAUUGUAACCGGAAAUGUUUGGUCAUGCAACAAUGGACAGCCGUCUCGCCGGCGGUGUCCGGAAGUGACGUACGCAAAGUAUGGUACUGGGCACACCACUCUACCGAGUAUUAUCUUUUCAAUCCUGUUGACUUCUUCAUCCUCUUUAACUUAGACGGAAAGGACCCAAGCAAAUAUCACGUCGAGACCAUCUGGUAUAACGGACAGUCUUUCGACACAGCUGAGCAUUUAGCAGAUGCCUUCACAGCGGGGACUAUAAAGAAAUCAUCCAUGAUAUUUCCGAAGGAAAAUCAAAUGCUUUUCUCAACCCUUAAUUUAAGAGGGAACCAGUUUCCUAACAAGAACAUGCGUAGCCCGAAGCAGGUGGAACCAGACGGCAGGCGUUACAACCGGAAGGACAGGCACAUUACUUAUAUGGGUUGGGAGUUCGAUUUCCGGAUGUCCACAACUACUGGACCUCAACUGUUUAACAUCAAACACAUGGGACAUCGAAUUGUUUACGAACUGAGUCUUCAGGAAAUGUCGUCAUUCCAUUCUGGAUUUAAACCUUGGAACAGGUAUUCUGAUAUGCUGUAUAGCAACAGUCUGAUGGGGUAUCAAGCUCGUAAUCUCGUUCCGGGAGCGGAUUGUCCUCCAUCUGCCUCCUUUGUUAGUGCUACCCACUGGACGGAACAUCGGAGUGAGCCUGUCACUUAUGAACGUGCAUUCUGUUUGUUUGAACAGAGCACAGGUGUGCCACUGAGGCGCCACCACGCGUACGACAGCGUUACUGGUCGCUUUUACGGCUCGUUAGAGGAUAUAGUUCUCGUUCUCAGGACUAUCAUCUCAGUAUACAACCAGGACUGUGUUGUUGAUUUUAUUUUUCAUCAAAAUGGUGCUUUGGAAGUAAAGACGUCGUUAACAGGUUAUAUGAUGGCCAUGCUUCACUCCCUUCCUGAAGGAAGAUAUGGCUUUCAACUUCGCGAUAGACUCAUAGGAACAGUUAGUCAACACGCUUUCAAUUUUAAAGUCGACUUGGAUAUUCAUGAAACAAAAAACCGAUACGAGACAUUGCAAUUUGAACCCCAUUCAAUAAACAACAACGAUUGGUCAACUGAAAAGAAUUCAAGAUACGAACAAAUAAAAUUUACCAGAAAUUCAAAGAUGACAGAACUUCACACUUUGUAUCGACAAAAUGCCAGCGUUCCUAUGUAUCAUAUAUUUUACAACAAAGGUUAUAAAACAACGUACAAUGAUCCGAGAGCCUAUCGCUUACAGAUCGAUGGCGGAUUGACACAACUUCUGUCACAGGGUACCGGGAACGAGCCUUCGAUAUCGUGGGCGCGGUAUCAGAUGGCGGUGACUCGCCGGAAAGACGACGAGGGACAAAGUAGUUCAAUCUAUGCUAUGUGGGAUAAGAAAGAGCCAAUUGUGAAUUUUCAGAGUUUCCUUGACGACAACGAAAGCAUUGUGGAUACAGAUCUGGUUGCCUGGGUAACUCUCGGACUUCACCACCUACCACAGAUGGAGGAUCUACCACUUAUUUCAUCAAUUGGCAAGAGGCUAUCAUUCUUUUUAACUCCAUUCAAUUACCACGACUCUGACCCAUCCAUGGCAUCCAGGGACGCAAUACGCAUGUCAUAUGAUGGGACUUCCGGUACCGAUCAAGCUGUUAGAGUUGAAAAUUAUGGAUUACCGAAGGACUUUACGUGUGAUUCUGAAUAUCAAGGAGGAUCGGAAAGUAACUAUAAUCUAUCGACACUAUUUGAACAAAACUAAAAAAAAAAAAAAAAUGUAAUUAUCAAAAUAAAUUAAUAUAUUUCCAUCAUUGUUAUUUUUUAUAUUUCAUUGUCUUUAUCGCCAUGUGAACAAUAGGGUGAUUAAA
Molecule: messenger RNA, 2623 nt
Organism: Mizuhopecten yessoensis (Yesso scallop)
Lineage: Eukaryota; Metazoa; Mollusca; Bivalvia; Pectinida; Pectinidae
Product: putative amine oxidase [copper-containing]
Exons: 3
Coding region: 100-2517 (805 amino acids)
Biological process (GO): amine metabolic process
Cellular component (GO): plasma membrane
Molecular function (GO): primary methylamine oxidase activity; quinone binding; copper ion binding
Source: RefSeq, a predicted model, not a curated record